GCGGCGGCGCCCUGAGGGAGGAUGAGCGGCGGGCGGCAACGCACUUUACCUCAGGCCUGGAGGGCGGCGAGCGGGAAGGAGGAGAAGAAGGAGGAGGAAGAAGAAGACGACGAUGACUUGUUGUUGUUGGCGGCCGCGGCGGCGGCGGACCCGAGCCCGGUGGCGGCCGACCCGAGCCCGGUGGCGGGUUUCUGUGAGGCGGCGGGCUCCAUUUGGAUCUACCCCACUAACUACCCGGUGCGCGGCUACCAGGUGCGCAUGGCCCACGCCGCCUUGUUGGGGAACACGCUGGUCUGUUUGCCCACUGGCCUGGGUAAAACCUUCGUGGCCGCCGUCGUCAUGUACAACUUCUACCGCUGGUUUCCCUCCGGCAAGGUGCUCUUCCUCGCCCCUACCAAGCCGCUGGUGGCUCAGCAGAUGGAAGCCUGCGCCCGCGUUAUGGGCAUCCCGGCCCGGCACAUGGCCGAGAUGACAGGGGGAACCCAAGCUCUUAGUCGGAGGGAACUGUGGACUACUAAGAGAGUCUUCUUCCUUACACCUCAAAUAAUGGUGAAUGAUCUUUCCCGUGGGACGUGUCCUGCUGUAGAGAUUAAAUGUUUGGUUAUUGAUGAAGCCCACAAAGCCCUUGGAAAUCAUGCCUACUGUCAGGUUGUAAGGGAACUAAGCAAAUAUACAAAUCAAUUUCGGAUCUUGGCCCUAAGUGCCACACCAGGCAGUGAUACAAAGGCUGUGCAGCAAGUUAUUUCCAACUUACUCAUUGCUCAGAUAGAGCUAUGUGCUGAAGAUUCUCCAGAAAUUCAGCCUUAUUCUCAUGAGCGACAAGUGGAAAAAAUUGUUGUUCCACUUGGUGAAGAAUUGGUAGAAAUUCAGAAUGCUUACAUUGGGGUGCUAGAAACAUUUGCUGGACGCCUGAUUAAAAUAGGAGUUUUAGCAAGGCGGGAUAUUCCCAGACUUACAAAGUACCAGAUAAUUCUAGCAAGAGACCAAUAUAGAAAAAAUCCUUCUUCACAAAAUGGGGGAAUACAUCAAGGCAUAAUUGAAGGAGAUUUUGCACUUUGUAUCAGUUUAUAUCAUGGUUAUGAGCUGCUGCUGCAAAUGGGAGUACGGUCAUUAUUUAUCUACCUUUGUGGAAUUAUGGAUGGUUCAAAAGGGUUAACCCGUACGAAGAAUGAACUUGGUCGUAAUGAGGACUUCAUGAAGCUGUAUCAGCAGCUUAGAGACAUGUUUUCAGACACAUCUCUGCCUUCACUGAAUGGAAAUGUUUACAAGAGUAAAACAGUGUUUGAAAAUAAAAAGGAAUUUAUCUACAGCCAUCCAAAAUUAAGGAAAUUGGAGGAAAUUGUAAUACAACACUUCAAAUCCUGGAAAAAGGGAUGUUCUGAUCAAAUCACGACUGAAAGCACAUCUGUGGACACUGUGGGUACCAGAGUGAUGAUCUUCUCAUCAUUUCGAGAUAGCGUGCAAGAAAUUGCAGAAAUGCUUUCCCGGCUCCGUCCAGUUGUUAGAGUAAUGACAUUUGUUGGCCACUCCACAGGAAAGAGCACAAAAGGCUUCACACAAAAGGAACAACUUGAGGUGGUAAAACGCUUUCGUGAAGGUGGGUAUAACACUCUGGUCUCUACCUGUGUUGGGGAAGAAGGCUUAGACAUUGGAGAAGUUGAUCUCAUCAUCUGCUUUGACGCUCAGAAAAGUCCAAUUCGUCUCGUGCAGAGGAUGGGUCGAACGGGGCGCAAGCGUCAAGGCAGGAUCGUUGUCAUCCUCGCCGAAGGGCGGGAGGAACGGACUUACAAUCAAAGCCAGUGUAACAAAAGGAGCAUCCACAAAGCUAUUUCAGGAAACAAAAUGCUUCAUUUCUACCAGCGUAGCCCACGUAUGAUUCCAGAAGGCAUAAAUCCAAAGUUGCAUAAAAUGUUUAUUACUGCUGAAAAAUAUGAACCAAGCAGUUCAAGAAUGCUUUGCAAAGAGAGAAGGUCUAGUUCCCUACAGCAUAAAUCUGCUCUCUUUUCCUAUGUCACUGACAAAAAGCAAAUACACAGUCAUGAGAGCUGGUCUCUCUCGCCUGAGGAAUAUGAAAUAUGGGACAGACUUUACAGGAUUAAGGAAAGUGAUGGAGUAAAGGAACUGAUAUUGCCUCAAGUUCCAUUUGAAACCUUAGAAAACCUGGAAGAAAUAUCAAAGCGUGAAGAGGAGGCAACUCACGAACUUUCUUUGUCUGAAUGGAGAAUUUGGCAGAAUCGUCCUUUUCCUACAUCUAUGGUUGAUCACUCAGAUCGUUGUUACCAUUUUAUCAGUGUUAUGGAAAUGAUAGAACUGAUGAGACAUGAACAGGGAGAUUGCAGCUAUGAACUGGAGAUUCAGCCUCACUUACGUAUUGAAGAUGUUCAUGUUCAAAGGAAUAAAAGUCAUCUUUCCAUGAUCAACUCCACAUUUGAUCAGAAAGCAUGUUCAUCUAGAAAAGACAUGGCACACAGAUCAAAAGUAAAACCAUUUUUACCUGAUACAAAUGAUAAUGGGAGUGAAUUCUUUACCACGUUUAAAGUAACAAAAACAAAGACUCCCAAAAGAUCUUCCGGAUUAAAUUUGGAAGUGCCUGUGUUGCCUACAGAUACUAAUACUUCGGCUUCUUACUCAGAAAGAAGGCUUGCUCUGGUUGAAAAUACUGACCAGGGCAGUCAAAAGGAUGAGGAACGAGAGGUGACAUUUGACUUAAAUGAAUUUAUUGACCUGUGUGACAACAGUGAAAGUAGUAUAAUUCAUGAAAGUGCAGCAAUAAAGGAAUACAAAACUGUAGAUAAAGCUUGUAGGUCACUGGGGACAAAUGACGCAGAUUCGGGUUAUAGUAGCUUCACAGUUGAGAAAUCAGCUGUGUCCUCUGACUUAUUUUAUCUUCCUGAAUCAUAUGUGGAUUCGUUUGCACUUGUGAGACCAUCUGAGGAGCCUUCUUGGUUAAAUCAAGUAUUUUCCCACGUGAAAAGGCUUUUAUUACAAUCUCCUCCCUCUCUGAAUAAACUUUAUGAUUUUGAAAACAUGAUGAGAAAUGAAGAAACAAUAUGUCCUUUUCAAAACGUUAUUUCUGAUAGUUAUUCAGAAAGACUGCAGGACAAAGUCUUUCCUGCAUCUUCAGAAGUUAAUUGUUCACUGCUGCUCUUUGAAAAUCCUGAACUGAAAGUCACCAGUGAAUUGUGUGCUUCUGUAAGUACCUGUUUUUCAAAAACCGUAUCAUCUUCUGAAACUGCUGUUGUUAGUGCCAAAGAGGAACUUCAGUGGAACGACAGCUUUGAUAGUCUGUUUGCCAAUAAAGAAUUCACUGAAAUUCAAGAAUUCACUGACAUUCGAAAGAAAACGCCAACAAUAAAUCACACUCUGACAAAUAACCCUUCAAUUAAGUAUUUUGUUCAAAAAGAUAAAGAAGAUCUUGAAAUUAACAAGAAAAAUUUGAUUAUUGAUGAAGAGAAGAGAAUACACUUAUUUGAAGAUGAACGCAUUUAUGACACAAAUAAUGGAAUUUUUUCUCUGAGCAAUAAGCAUUUAGUUCGGUCAGAUUCAGGUGAGAGUGUUACUAGGCCAGUUGCAGAGCGAGGCUCCAAGUGGUUUCCUCCAGAGAUGUGCUGCGUGAACCCUGACAAAACCUGCAAGGAGCAGCCUAUAAGCAGUGAAACCACAACCGUGGAAAUGUCAGGUGAUAUUAGUGUGACCGAGCAGUUUCUGGAUAACGAUGAUCUUUAUGACUGUUCUCUAGAACUGUUCUCUGUUAACUUUGAUCUGGGAUUUUCCAUCGAAGAGUGUGAGAAUGAAUUCUUUGAAGAAAAUGUAAAUAUUAAUAAUACCAGAAAAUUAAACAGUGCCUCAGGGAGUCAUGCAGAUGUUAAAUCCACUGAAGAUAAAAACAAAUUACUGAAUGAUAGCUCCAGACUUGAAACAUCACCAAAACGGGAUUGCAAAAGUUUUGAGAGAAGAGAUAUUUCCACACCAUUGCCAUUCCGGAGCAGGAGCAUGAAUGAUGGAGAAGGGACUGAGGAUGCUACCACUGCAGUGCCUUUCUUGAAGUCAGGAGACAGAAGAACGGGAAGUGGAUCACCUGAAGCUUUGGCCUCUGCACUCACUACCCCAACAAGUAGAAAGGUUAUGAAUGUUGAAGCUAUCAAAAGAAUUCCUAUGAAUAUCUUCCCUAGUGCCAGGGAGGAAAUUCCAGAGGUGCCUCUUAUAGAUAAAGUAAACAAAAGCCCACGUAGGCAGAACUUCGGGAGUUCAGCUGUGGAUGCACUUGAUUCCCCUUUAGGAAGAACUGAAAACCUGGAAGAUGCCAACCUUUGUAGUUCACGUAUAUCUCCUGCUGAAGGAGCCAGCAGUGAAAGUGAAGAAGAGAUCGUUUUCCAGAGACAAAAUAGGAAAAAAAAGAAUGUUUUGAAGUCUCCUGAUGUUAUGAAUGAUAGUGAUUUUGAAUCACCGAUUCGUGCCAUCAGAAAACGUCGACACCCACUUAACAUGUCAGACGUGUCCAGUGAUGACAGCAUGGAUUUUCACAAGAACUCAAGUAGGACCACACAUAGCAGCCCUGCAGCCUGUAACAAAAAACAGCUAAGAAGUAUGAAACGGCAAAAGGUCAAGAGCAAUUUUACAUACAAGAAUGCAGCAAGACAGUUUCUAGAUGAAGAAGCGGAGCUGUCCCAGCAAGAUGCAGACUGUGUUUCAUCUGAUGAGAGUGAUGACACAGAGAACGAGCUGAACUCUUCACUUGCUCAAUUCCUGAAUGAUGAUGCAGCGGUCACACAAGUGUUAAAUGACUGUGAGAUGACAGGAGUUUACCUGAAAUCUGUGCGUAGUCCAGCUCUUGGCAAUAGAUAUAAAAUGGUUCAUCGUGAAUUCAACAACAUGGAGAUUUUCUCACAGAUUCCUGAGCAAGACCAGGGUUACGCAGAAGACAGUUUCUGUGUUGGAGAGGAGGAAGAGGAAACUUGCAGAAAAAGUGAAUCUAGUGAGGAGGAAGUGUGUGUUAAUUUUGAUCUCCUAAAUAAUGAGAGUUUUACUAGUGGAAGAAAACAAUACCUCACUCGCCGCAGAAAAAAAUUAAACCAGGCCAGGAUGGAAGAGAACUACUCUGUCCCAAUGCAAAAGAAGAAACCAUCCCGAAUUAUUGUUCUCAGUGAUUCCAGCGGGGAAGAAACAAGUGUCAGCAGUGAGAAGCCCAUGAAAACAGACUGUUUCAGGGCAGAACAGGAAAAUGCUAAGUUACCCACUUCAUUGCCUUCAGUCUCUUCUGCGCAGCACAAAAAAAUUGCUGGGGAAAUCAUUGCUCAUCAGUCUGCAGAGGCUAAGAGUGAGAUGCUUCUUGGCUUGAAAGCUGCGGUAUCUGAAAUGCUGGAUUUUCACCCAGACCAUCAAGUCAGGAGCACAUGCUUUCCACCAGCUGUCGCUAGUUCUGAUCUGGGGAAAGAGGAUCUCCAGGCUGCCACUGAGGUGGAAAGUUCUUUGAAGAACACCUGUAAGAGCACUUCAGUUCCAACUCGUUCUGCUUCCACAAAACCCUCUUCAGCUACAGCUCUCUUUUCACAUGACCCUCUGGAGAAAAAGCCUUCCCUCUGUAUUCUGGUAGACAGUCGUGAGAUCUCCUCUGGAGCAGAGGUGAUUUCUUCCUUGAAGGCAGUUCACGGAGUAAAGGUGCAGGUUUGCUCGCUGAGCAGCAGCGAUUACAUCGUGAGCAACCGCAUGGCCGUGGAAAGGAAAUUUCUGUCAGAAUUACUGAACUCUGUGAAUAGGAAUAAAGUCACCCAGCGGAUCCAGCGCCUGCAGGGCAUGUUUGAGAGAAUAUGUGUGAUUGUGGAAAAGGACAGGAUUAAAACAGGAGAAACGUCACGAUUUUUCCAGAGGACGCAGUACUACGAUGGUGUGCUCUCAGCCUUGGUCCAGGCCGGGGUCAAAAUUCUUUUUAGCUCUUGCCAAGAGGAAACUGCCGGUUUGCUGAAAGACCUGGCUUUGGUGGAGCAAAGAAAAAAUGCUGCCAUUCGCGUGCCGACAGAGGUGGAGGGUCACAAACAGGAAAUGCUCAACUUCUACUUGAGUUUUCCUAAUCUCAGCUACCUGGCUGCUCUCAAUAUGUGCCAUUACUUUGACUCCGUGAAGAAGAUGGCCAACAGCUCCCCCUCCGACAUUGCCACCGGCGCCCAGGUCAGCCUGCAGAAGGCGGAGGAGAUCUACCGCCACCUCCACUACGGCUUUGACGUGCAGAUGCUGCCCGAGAACCUCUGCGCUAAGGGGAGAAGCAAUGCAGCUGCCAAGAGCUGAGUGGAGUGAAACUUU
This is a messenger RNA of Haliaeetus leucocephalus (bald eagle), 6297 nucleotides long. It is a transcript of the gene FANCM, whose product is annotated as Fanconi anemia, complementation group M. NCBI's taxonomy places the organism in Eukaryota, Metazoa, Chordata, Aves, Accipitriformes, Accipitridae. The record is from RefSeq and is a predicted model, not a curated record. The transcript is spliced from 23 exons. Gene Ontology annotation, biological process: interstrand cross-link repair; replication fork reversal; double-strand break repair via synthesis-dependent strand annealing. The coding region runs from base 22 to 6282 and encodes 2086 amino acids. Gene Ontology annotation, molecular function: four-way junction DNA binding; 3'-5' DNA helicase activity; four-way junction helicase activity.